UGCAGUUUGAUAGACGAGUCAAAGAAGCCGGCCCCAACGGGUUUAAAAUUUUGCUACGAAUGUUAAGGUGUCAGUUUUGCCCACGUGGAAGCUUCUAGGGCCGUUGAUCCCAAUCUCACCAAGCAAUUCCCUUGAUUAGGGCAAAGUAAUUACUGCAAAUCAACAUGCCUUCAACUUAGCUGUACCCAAUGGAUCGGUCUGUGUUUCUUUGAGGUGGGUCCCACAAGUCAAUCCGCUUCAACGCAGGGUCAGGUAAUGGGUGUAUUGUUAGCAAGUAACCAUUUGAAAUUUACUAUAUUUGGAAGUAAGAAAUGAAAGGAGUCUCAGAAGAUUAAAAAUAGAAUAAUUGGGAGGAAUCGCCGCCCGCUCCGAUUCGAAACUCCACCGACGGACGCUGCCUGGAUUCCUCCCCGUCCCUCUCCUUCCUGGCCGCCAGCAUUGGCACAGGAGGAGCCGGGGAAGGAGGAGGCGCUCUUUGCGCUUGAAGCAUCGUGUCCCGUGUGAGCUACGGCUGACAAAGGGGCUCUUUUUUCUGUGCCUUUUGUCGGAAUCCAUGGAUUUCGAUGAGUUUGCGGUGGCAGCGGAGGGCGGUGCAGGCGUCGGAGGAGAGGGGUUAUUUGUACGUACUUUCUCCAUGGGGCUUUCAACUUCCAAUGACCCUCGCCUGUCUCUGCGGCGGAAGCUGCGCGCCAGGGGAGCCGACGCGUCCGCCGGCGUCGCCAGAGUCGAGAUCCGCAACGAGGCGGCGGCCUUGCGAGAUGCCAUCCUCAGCCACCAUCAAACGAUCCAGAAGCUGCAGUCUGAGCUGAAGGAGGAGCGGAGCGCCGCGGCGUCCGCUGCGCAGGAGGCCAUGUCUAUGAUCGUCCGCCUCCAGCAUGAGAAGGCGAAGGCCAUCUUGGAGUCCCAGCAGUUCAAACGCGUGACGGAGGAGAAAAUGACCCACGACCAGCAGGAGAUCUCCAGCCUCGAGGACCUCCUAUUCAAGCGAGAGCAGGCGAUGCUGGCCCUCUCCUGCGAGGUACAGGCCUACCACCACCGUCUCCUUAGCUACGGAUUUAACAUCGACAGUGAUGCCGCGCCUCCCUCGGAGCCGCAGACACCUGAUUCGGCGUCCUCUGGCGAUACUCCACGCGAGCACCUCCAGAAGCUGGAACAGCGCAUCUUCCAACUCGAGCAAACACCAAGCAGCAGAUUUGGGAAUGUCAUGGAAAAGGCAGUCAUGGUGGCGCAUUCGCCACAAGGCCGGUCUAGGCAUCUCAGGAAUAUCUCAUGUGGGAGCUAUCGAUCCAUCCUGGAAUUCAACAAGGCAGACGAGUUCCAAGCAUCAAUUGAUGGCGCACCAGAUUACGAUAAUACGAAUGACAGAGUGUAUACAGUGGAUGCAGUGCACAGAGCUAGCAAUGACUAUGUCAGCACACCAAGGGAGCUUCAGAACAGGCGAUUUCAGAUGGGUGGUGGUGUUGAAGAAGUAGAAAUAAGCAAGCUUCAGAUGAGGCUGCAAGUACUUGAAGCCGAUAGCAAAUCGAUGAGACACUCUCUGACUUCCAUCUGCAUGGACAAGAUGCAAAUGGUUACACUGAAAGAGAUUGCUCGGCACAUGUGCAAGGAAGGGUCUGCAGAAAAGCGGAUCAUAAACAAACCAUCCCUCAAGGGUUCUUCCCUAGCAAUCACCGAGAGUGUCGUCUCAUUUUUCAUAUUCUGGAGAAAGAAGUCACCUCAAAUCAACAGGUAUGCGUUCGGGAUUACAUUGGGCACUGCCUGUCUGCUGCUUCUAGGCAAGCCCUAUCGCAUAAGGCAUCGGAAGCUUCUCACGAGAACACAAGGCUAAUGACUGUAGUCAUAGACAUCGAUGUUACUCAUGUUAGCAACCACACUAAAGCAAUUUGCAAGCGAAACAGUUUAUAUGAACUGGGUUUUCGUUCAUCUUAGAUGAACUAAAGAUUGGUUUAAAUUGCCAUUUUUUUUUUUUUUUGAAAUUUCUCUUUUGUAAUAUUGUGGCAAAUUGUAAAACUUAAUGAAAUUUUUUCCAGUCUUGCAAUGCACAUUAUGGAUGUAAUUUUCACAAAUAUAUUGUAGGUUUUGGUGCA
This is a messenger RNA of Zingiber officinale, 2087 nucleotides long. RefSeq names its product myosin-binding protein 7-like. The record is from RefSeq and is a predicted model, not a curated record. The transcript is spliced from 4 exons. Lineage: Eukaryota; Viridiplantae; Streptophyta; Magnoliopsida; Zingiberales; Zingiberaceae. Bases 554 to 1828 code for a protein of 424 amino acids.